CCAAUUCAUAAACCAAACAUAUACAAACAUAUACACAUCAUGGACUAACUAGCAAUGGUGGUCUCUAAUAAACUCAUUAUCGUCAUUUUGAUGCUCAUAUCUUACUAUGAUAUUCGAACAGCAAGUGCAGAAGAUCAGGAACCUAACCCAUCUUUCUUAGCUCAGAAGUUCUGUUCAAGAAGUAAUUACAGUGCCAACAGUACAUAUAAAACCAAUCUCAAUCUCUUACUUUCUUCUCUUUCAGAUACAUUCAGAAACAACAACACAAUUCCUCUAAACGGUUAUCGCAACGUCACAAUCGGGGAAAACCCAGAUACUGUUUACGGUUCUUUACAUUGUAGAGAAGAUAUAGCACCAGAUAUAUGUUCAGAUUGUGUUCAGCUUGCCACCGAUGAAGUUGUAAAAGAUUCCAUGUGUCCAAAUUCAAAAGGAGCUAUCAUGUUCUAUAGUGCAUGUAUUUUAAGGUAUUCAGAUAGAUCUUAUUUCUCACUAUUGAGUGAAAACCCAUCACUUCAUUGGAUUAGUGCUCAUUAUAUCUUGGACCCGAAACCACGUAUGGAAUUAGUUACUGGAUUAUUAGAUGAUUUAGUAAUUAAAGCUGUCAUCAAUAGCGUUAACAGGCCUUCUUUAUUUGCUACUGGUGCAACAAAUUAUACAAAUUUUAGUGAUAUUUAUGGAAUGGUCCAAUGUACACCCGAUUUAACACCAACACUGUGUAAUAGAUGUCUUAGAUUGGCUAUUGGGAAAUUACCUGGUUGUUGUAAUGAUACGCAAGGGGCUAGAGUUCUACUUCCUAGUUGUACUGUUAGAUAUGAGAUUUAUACUUUUUAUGGUCAGUAUAAAUAUACUACUCGAGCAUCACCUCCAAUUCUGCAAUCAGCAUCGGAUACAGCAAAACGAAAUGGAAAUCAUUCAUUGAAACUUGCUGUGAGUGUCGCGGUUCCUUUGGGAAUUGCUGUACUGCUAUCUUAUACUGCUGUAUGGUAUUGGUUCUAUGCCCGUAAGGGAAAGAUGCUAAAUCAUAAAGAUUAUGCCCAAGAUGUGGAUCAAGAUAUUUCAAGUGCGGAAUCACUACAGUUUAACUUCGAUGCAAUAAAUAUUGCAACGGAUCACUUCUCCGAAGCUAAUAAGCUCGGGCAAGGUGGAUUCGGCACUGUUUAUAAGGGUACAUUGUCUGAUGGACAAGAAAUUGCUGUGAAAAGACUCUCUAAGAGUUCAGGUCAAGGUGAUCAGGAGUUUAAGAAUGAAGUUUUAUUAUUAGCUAAACUUCAACAUAGGAAUCUUGUGAGACUAUUAGGCUUUUGCUUGCAUGGACAAGAGAAAUUGCUCGUCUACGAACUAAUGAACUCAAGCCUCGAUCAUUUCAUAUUUGACAAUAUGAAACGGACAUGUUUGGAUUGGGAAUGUCGAUACAAGAUUAUUGGAGGAAUUGCACGAGGUCUUUUGUAUCUUCAUGAGGAUUCUCGAGUAAGGAUUAUUCAUAGAGAUCUCAAGACUAGCAAUAUAUUGUUAGCACCAGAUAUGCUUCCAAAAAUUUCAGAUUUUGGAAUGGCUAGGCUUUUUGUGGUAGAUCAAACCCAAGAUAAUACAAAUAAAGUCGUUGGAACAUAUGGAUAUAUGGCUCCAGAGUAUGCACUGCAUGGACAUUUCUCUGCCAAGUCUGACGUUUUUAGUUUCGGUGUCUUAAUUCUCGAAAUUCUUAGUGGAAAGAAGAACAUCUCGUGUUAUGAAUCAGUAAUAGAAGGUACAGAAGCUCAAGAUCUUCUAACUUAUGCGUGGAGAUAUUGGCAGAAUAAUUCAGCCCUGGAAUUCUUAGAUUCAUGUUUGAAAGAGAAAUGUUCGAGAAGCGAAGUAACGAGAUGUAUCCACAUUGCACUGUUAUGUGUUCAAGACAGUAUUGCUGAUAGACCUACCAUGGCUGUGAUUGUUAUGAUGCUUACUAGCAACUCAGUUACGCUACCUUUACCCACACGGCCUUCAUAUUUUGUGUCAGAUGAGUCAAUACUGGAACAGGUAUACGUGUAAUAGAAAUAAGACCCAAUAUUUUGAACAUUAAUAAACACUAAACUUUAAAAA
Molecule: messenger RNA, 2076 nt
Organism: Papaver somniferum (opium poppy)
Lineage: Eukaryota; Viridiplantae; Streptophyta; Magnoliopsida; Ranunculales; Papaveraceae
Product: cysteine-rich receptor-like protein kinase 10
Exons: 7
Coding region: 55-2025 (656 amino acids)
Biological process (GO): protein phosphorylation
Molecular function (GO): protein kinase activity; ATP binding
Source: RefSeq, a predicted model, not a curated record